This is a messenger RNA of Acipenser ruthenus (sterlet), 2613 nucleotides long. Its product is annotated as mitochondrial disaggregase. Gene Ontology annotation, cellular component: mitochondrion; cytoplasm. The coding region runs from base 281 to 2347 and encodes 688 amino acids. Gene Ontology annotation, molecular function: protein binding; ATP hydrolysis activity; ATP binding. Gene Ontology annotation, biological process: cellular response to heat. The record is from RefSeq and is a predicted model, not a curated record. The transcript is spliced from 16 exons. NCBI's taxonomy places the organism in Eukaryota, Metazoa, Chordata, Actinopteri, Acipenseriformes, Acipenseridae.
UAGUCUUAUUUUGCCUUCUGUCUCCCUCUGUGAACGUAUCAGGGAGUAAUAGAAAAACUACGUAUCCCGUGAUGUUAGUAGCGCCAUCAUUGUUUUCUGACGUAUGACCGUCGAACAUUCUUGUAUUUUCCCUUCGGUAACUCCAUCUUGAUGAAAUGAAAUGUGUUGCUGUUAAAUUUAAAAGCAAAGUGGCAUCAAAUGCAAAUAAUAAAUUAACAAGUCGCUUUUUAUAUCCUUUAAAAAAAAGCACAAAACAACUUAGCGUUUCUAAACUAAAAGCAUGUGGCUGUCCGUGGCCUCCAGGCCGCUGCUGACCCGAUAUCCUCAGUACCGGGAGGUAGGUUCGGCUGGGUUUGGGUUACACAAUGCAGUUAGGAUGAUAAGCGUUGCUCCGGGAAAGGUGAAGCUUAAUUACUGUCGCACCGAACGCCAGAUCGCUGCUUUCACGUCCAGCUUGCCAGUGAGCGAGUGUCCGCAACCCUGUGACUGUGAGGCCAAGAAUGUCAAAAUUAAGCCUCAGUACCCGCACCUGACCACACGGUGGAGCCCAAAGUUGAAUGAGUUAAAGUACUCAAAUUCUGCCACCGGACAGAGCUCCAAUCACGAACAAUACGAAAGAAGUCAGAAAAAAAAGAGGACUCCAUUUGGGAAUGUUACACCUGUAGGUGUCAUCUCAGUUACUGCCCUGGCAUACUGCCUGAAAAAAGAUUCCGAUUUAAAAGGAGAGGCAUUGCUGGAAGCAGCCAGGACCAAUAAUGUCCAGGAAAUCAGCAGGUUGCUGGCUGCGGGGAUCGACCAGAACAUUCGCCACCGACUGGGCUGGACUGCACUGAUGGUGGCAGCGAUGAGCCGCAACCACAAUGUGGUGAAAAUUCUGCUAGCAGCUGGAGCUGAUCCAAACCUAGGAGAUGAGUUCAGUAACGUCUAUGACACGUCCAGGGAGAAAGGGAUCCACUCUCUGGAAGUGAUGGUGACUCGGGAGGAUGAGUUCAGUAAUCGGCUGAAUAACCGGGCCAGUUUCCGUGGCUGCACUGCGCUUCACUACGCUGUCCUGGCAGACGACCUGCGCACCGUACAGAUUCUUCUGGAGGCAGGUGCCAACCCCCUGCUGGCUAAUGAGAUGGGGCACACGCCGCUCAUGUAUGCCAAGGAAGGGGAGAUGCUGAAGCUGCUCAAGGACUGGGAGGUGAAGUUCCAGGAAGUUCAGCGGCGUCGGGAAGCUGAGGAGAGGAGGAGGUUCCCGCUGGAGCGCAGACUGCGAGAGCACAUCAUCGGCCAGGAGGGCGCUAUAAACACCGUGGCUGCAGCCAUCCGGAGAAAGGAGAACGGCUGGUACGACGAAGAGCAUCCCUUAGUCUUCCUUUUCCUGGGGUCAUCUGGAAUUGGUAAAACAGAACUAGCGAAGCAGGUGGCCAGGUACAUGCACAAGGAUGCCAAAAAGGGUUUCAUCCGAAUGGACAUGUCAGAAUUCCAAGACAAACAUGAAGUGGCCAAGUUUAUCGGCUCCCCGCCAGGCUACGUGGGCCACGAAGAAGGGGGUCAGUUGACCAAGAAGCUGAAGCAGUGUCCAAACGCAGUGGUGCUGUUUGACGAGGUGGACAAGGCCCAUCCAGACGUUCUCACAGUCAUGCUGCAGCUCUUCGAUGAGGGCAGGCUGACGGAUGGUAAAGGGAAAACCAUUGAAUGUAAAGAUGCCAUCUUCAUCAUGACGUCGAAUGUGGCGAGUGAUGAGAUCGCUCAACAUGCAUUGCAGCUGAGGCAGGAGGUCCAGGAGCUGAGCAGAAGGAGGAUAGCGGAGAAUCUAGAUGAUGUUCAGAUUGGUGACAAAAUCACCAUAUCGAAACAGUUCAAGGAGAAGGUCAUUCGUCCCAUAUUGAAGGCUCAUUUCCGGAGGGAUGAGUUUUUAGGUCGGAUCAACGAGAUUGUUUACUUCCUGCCAUUCUGCCACUCUGAACUGAUCCAGCUGGUCAACAAGGAGUUGAACUUCUGGGCAAAAAAGGCGAAGCAGAGACACAACAUCACCCUGCUGUGGGACCGGGAGGUGAUGGAUGUGCUAGCAGGGGGAUACAACCUUCACUACGGGGCGCGCUCCAUCAAACACGAGGUGGAACGGCGAGUUGUGAACCAAUUAGCUGCUGCACAUGAGCAGGAGCUCCUCCCCCACGGCUGCACGCUCCGCCUCUCCGUCGAUGAGAGUGACCGCUGUGGCCUGUGGGGUGGGGGGGACAGCGAGAGGGAGGCCCGGAGCCCAGCCCUGCGUCUGGAGAUUGUGGGAGAGGACAGUACUGCCCGCAAACUGGACAUCAGGCCCCCACUCAUCCCAGAGGAACUGGCCUUCUCUCUCUGACCUCCUCCCCUACACCACAGCCGGGGAGCCACAUCACAUCGUCAAGGCCACGAAUGCAUGAACAGCAGUUUAUAAUUGUCUUGUGAGGAAAGUAAUACAUAGAACACAGAAUACCAGUUUGGAAUGCAUUCCAGUCUUCAUCAAGGGGGGUUCUGGUGACAUCACCACAACAGCUCUGCUUUAAUGGUUUGUCACAAGGAUCAUCAUUCGGAAUUAUAAGAGUGUAAUACGUUGAAGUUAUUUAAACAAAAAAUAUGAAAACUUUA